UUAUUUACAUAUUUAUCAAUAUUUACAUUAUCAUAGGUGCUGGUGGGUGGUAUUAGUGCUGGUAGUUAAGUUUUACAUUUUACUUGCAGUAGUCGUUAAUGCACGUACGCAUAAGAACGAAAACCUUUAAUUGGUUUAGAAAUUUUUAUUGGUACUAGGCAGUGGUGGGAGAUGGAACAAUUGGAGAAUGGAAUGGAAUAUAUUAUUUAACUUUGCAAGUCAGUUGAGACUGAUAUCCCCUAGUCGAUUGUAGUCUCUUGUUGCAACUUUCAAUUUUUAAAUGUGUCGCGCCACAUUUUUCUAGUUUUUACUCCUUUGUGUUUUGAUAUAAAUAUUACGAUAAUUUUUAUUGCAUACUAAAGAUGGAGCGAAAGUUUUUCAACGUUAUUUUACUCGGUUUCGGGUUCAUGUUUGUUUUUACUGCAUUCCAGACUAUGGGAAAUAUAGAGAAAACCAUACUGGACAGUAUAACGCAAGAUGACCCUUCGUUCACGGGUGAUGGAUACACGUCGCUGGCUAUCAUCUACGCCACGCUGGCUAUCUGCAACUGGCUGGCUCCCUCCGUCAUCACCAUCACCGGUCCUAGAGGCGCGAUGUUAAUUGGCGCCUCCACAUAUUUAUUCUUCAUAAUAACAUUCCUGUUCCCGCGCACAUGGCUGCUCUACGUGGCGAGCGUACUGAUCGGCGCGGGUGCUGCCGCCAUCUGGACCGGUCAGGGCAAUUACCUUACGCUCAACAGCGAUGCCGACACCAUCUCGAGGAACUCCGGCAUCUUCUGGGCCAUGCUGCAGUGCAGUUUAUUCUUCGGAAAUUUGUUCGUAUUCAUAAAGUUCCAAGGCAAGACGCACAUAGACUUGGAGACACGUAACGUAGUGUUCGGUGCGCUGACUGCGGUCUGCGCGCUGGGCAUCGUGUUUCUUUUGCUAUUGCGCCCCAUCAGGCGCCCACCAGUGCUCGAUGAUGUUAAGGUGAAAUUCCAAGAGACUGACGUUGUAAGUCACGAGGACGACGGCCCUAUGGAGGCUUUCAAGGGCGCUUUGAAGUUAUUCUGCACACGCGACAUGAUGUUCCUUAGCUGUACUUUCAUAUACACGGGUGUGGAGUUGUCAUUCUUCAGCGGUGUGUACAGCCCCAGUAUUGGAUUCACACUGUCUAUGGGAGAGAACGCCAAACAACUUGUCGGUCUGUCUGGUGUCUUCAUUGGGAUGGGAGAAGUUUUAGGUGGAGCUCUAUUCGGUAUUCUCGGAUCAAAAACGACCCGUUGGGGACGUGAUCCUAUUGUGAUAAUGGGCUAUAUCAUCCACGUGACCAGUUUCUUCCUCAUCUUCAUCAAUUUACCCAACGUGGCACCAUUCGGAGAUACCAUGGAGACUUCGUAUAUCAACCCCUCUCCAUAUCUCGCUAUGUUUUGCAGUUUUCUACUAGGUUUCGGCGAUGCCUGCUUCAACACACAGAUAUAUUCAAUACUCGGAGGGAAUUACUCUGAUAAUAGUACGUCUGCGUUUGCACUGUUCAAGUUCACUCAGUCUUUGGCAGCGGCAGCGUGUUUCUUCUACUCAUCAAGAGCCCUAUUGUCAGUACAACUUGGUGUACUCGCGGUUCUAGCUUCACUGGGCACUGCCGCCUUCUGCCGCGUGGAAUGGGCGGCAAGAUCUCGCGCGCGCGCCGCAGCACUAGAAGCUAUAGAUGAUAAAGCAACACCUGUUACACAUUUAGCUGAAAAUGCACUACAUUACGACUAAAUAUAAAAUUAUUUUAAAGAUAUGUUAACGAGUA
Papilio machaon (common yellow swallowtail) is the source of this 1776-nucleotide messenger RNA. RefSeq names its product UNC93-like protein MFSD11. Bases 363 to 1742 code for a protein of 459 amino acids. The transcript is spliced from 8 exons. NCBI's taxonomy places the organism in Eukaryota, Metazoa, Arthropoda, Insecta, Lepidoptera, Papilionidae. The record is from RefSeq and is a predicted model, not a curated record.